This is a messenger RNA of Nerophis lumbriciformis (worm pipefish), 2259 nucleotides long. RefSeq names its product glutathione hydrolase-like YwrD proenzyme. The record is from RefSeq and is a predicted model, not a curated record. Lineage: Eukaryota; Metazoa; Chordata; Actinopteri; Syngnathiformes; Syngnathidae.
UCCACUUCCGGCACACUUCCUGUUCGUUGCAGUGCUGGAUAGUUUUACUAAUAUUAGUUACCAACAUUUAUUUCCCAACAUUAUAAGUACAAAUAGUUACAUGUUGUCAUGGACACCGAGUUGACUUUCUCUUCUCGCCGGUCACCAGUAGUGAGUUUGCACGGCUGCGUGGCGUCCAGCCAACAACUCGCCUCGACUGUGGGACUAGAUGUGCUAAAGCAAGGCGGCAAUGCUGCAGAUGCUGCGGUUGCCAUAGCAGCGGCGCUGGCAGUGACCGAGCCAUGCAGCACGGGUCUUGGCGGGGACGCCUUCUGCCUGUUCUUCAACGGCAACACUGGUGAGAUCAGAGGAAUAAAUGGCAGUGGCCGUACACCCAGAGGUCACACUUUGGACUUCCUGUUAAGCAGAGGGUACAGCGCUGAGGCCCCUCCUCCAGCAUUUGAUGUGCUGAAUGUUACAGUGCCGGGGGCAGCUGCUUGCUGGUGGGAUACGGUUCAGCUGUUUGGUAGCCACAAGCUGUCCUUACAGGAGGUGCUCAAUGGAGCAGUGGAACUGGCUGAGGAGGGGUUUCCUGUUGCUGAAGUGACCGCUCACCUCUGGGCACACUCGUUGGCUGAGCUACGGGAUGCAGGGAGGGACCUCGGUGGAGACCUGCUGAUCCACGGUCACCCUCCCAAACAUGGACAAGUAUUCAAAAACCCCUUCCUCGCCCGAACUCUUAAGGAGUUUGGGGAGCGUGGAAAAGAAGCAAUCUACCAGGGCAGAGUGGCUCAAGCCACCGUUGACAUUAUCGCCCAACAUGGAGGAGUCAUGACCUUGGAUGACCUCAAAAGUCACCAAAGUGAGUUGGUCACUCCCAUCAGUACAACGUACAAGGGUGUGCGUCUAUGGGAGCCUCCUCCCAACAGUCAAGGCUUGGCUGCCCUGCUGCUGCUCAACAUCCUGGAGAACUUUCCUCUCAAAGACUUAGGUCACAAUAGUUCAGACUACAUCCAUAUUUUGGUGGAGGCUGUCCGCUUGGCCCAAACAGACGCUUCGCAUUACGUGGGCGACCCGGACCAUGCCACCGUUCCCGUGAAAGCCCUCUUGAACAAAAGCUGCAGCCGCCAACGGUCAAAGCUCAUCCGCAUGGACAGGUUCAUGGAAGGUGUGGAGGCAGUCCCGAUGACCGGAAGUGACACAGUGUAUUUCUGUGUGGUUGACUGUCAGGGGAAUGCCUGUUCUUUUAUCAACAGCACAUAUCACUGCUUUGGAACUGGGCUUGUCCCGAAGGAUUGCGGUUUCUCUCUACAGAAUCGUGGCGCCGGCUUGUCUCUUCAACAUAACCAUGUAAAUUGUGUGGCUGGUGGAAAACGGCCUUUUCAUACCAUAAUACCUGCACUUGUCACUGAUUGUGCAACUGACCCCCAGACACCCCGCCUCCUUGCCUCCUUGGGAGUGAUGGGUGGUAUGAUGCAACCGCAAGGACAUGUUCAGGUUUUGUUUAACAUGCUGGAGUUUGGGAUGAAUCCACAGCAAGCCCUUGAUUCACCAAGAGUCUUUGUGAAGUAUGACCACAAAGAAAAUCAGUGGUCUGUAAAUCUUGAGGAAGGCAUCAAGCCGGAGGUGGCUGACGCUCUAAGAAGACGGGGUCAUAAAGUCAACUGGCCAGUCACAGGCCACAAAAGGUCUGAGUUUGGCAGGGGACAGAUCAUCACAGUAGGAGAUUGGUGGAACCCGUCUGUCAAUCACAAAACUCACCCGACCAAGGUCCUGUGGGCAGGAUCAGACCCCCGAUCAGAUGGAUGUGCUAUGGGAUACUAAACUGAUUUGAUAAGAAGAAGACUGCCAGACGCCUCUCGGUAAACAAUGACCUCAUUCAUUCAACUUCUUAACUAUACAUUCUGUACAUGUAUUCAAUUUGUACGCGUGUUGGCUACUAGACUACGGUUAGAUGUUUUCAAUCAAAGUACAAUAUUAGAGUGUUUUUAGAUUAAAAAAUAUAGUAUGUUUAAAAUUGUUUAUCUGUUGCCUGGUGAGUUUUUCCAUAGUUCAUUUUUGUAUUGAUUUGAUCAAUUUGUACCUAGUAAAGAAAUCAUCCAUUCAAAGAGAACUGCACUUUUUUGGGGGAAUUUUGUCUUUUGUUCACAAUCGUGAGAGACAAGAACACACCAUAAUAAAAUCCUCCAUCAACGUUUUAUAUACACACUGCCAGUUUAUACAGUCGCGAUCAAAAGUUUACAUACACUUGUAAAGAACAUCAUGUCAUGGCUGUCUUGA